Molecule: messenger RNA, 1794 nt
Organism: Trichosurus vulpecula (common brushtail)
Lineage: Eukaryota; Metazoa; Chordata; Mammalia; Diprotodontia; Phalangeridae
Product: cocaine esterase-like
Exons: 13
Coding region: 39-1766 (575 amino acids)
Source: RefSeq, a predicted model, not a curated record
CUGAUUAGGCAGAACCAGAAGGCUGUGCAGAGGGAACCAUGUGGAAGACUUCCCUGCUGCCCAAGGUCCUGACUUUGGGGGCCCUGGGCCUUCUGAUUCAAGCCCCAGGACAUCAUGCAGAUGACCUCAUCAGGACCACUGAGUCUGGACAGAUCCAAGGGACUCAAAUCCAUAUCAAGGGGAUUGACAAAAGUGUCAAUGUUUUCCUGGGAAUCCCGUUUGCUAAACCUCCUGUGGGGGCCCUGAGGUUUUCUCCUCCGCAACCACCAGAUUCAUGGAGCAAUGUGAGAGAUGCCAUUGCCCAUCCACCCAUGUGUUUGCAGGAUAUCCCUCACCUAGAAAAAAUGGCUACAGCCCUGAAAAUGAAUAUCCCCACUACUGCUAAUUCUGAAGACUGUUUGUACCUCAAUAUCUAUGUUCCUGUCCAUGCAAAAGAGGGGGCCAGAUUGCCGGUGAUGGUGUGGAUCCAUGGUGGUGGUCUCGUUUUUGAGGGUGCUUCCAUGUAUGACAGUUCAAUACUGUCUGCCUCCCAGAAUAUGGUAGUGGUCAACAUCCAGUACAGGCUUGGCAUCCUUGGGUUCUUCAGCACUGGUGAUGAGCAUGCACCUGGCAACUGGGGGUACCUGGAUCAGGUGGCUGCCCUGAGGUGGAUCCAGAGGAACAUUGCCCACUUUGGAGGAGAUCCUGGCCUUGUGACCAUCUUUGGAGAGUCUGCUGGGGGAACUAGUGUUUCCUCACAUGUUCUAUCCCCCAUGUCCAAAGGCUUGUUCCACAGAGCAAUCAUGCAGAGCGGUGUGGCCAUCCUCCCUGGCUUGAUUUCUUCCAGCUCAGAAACAAUCAUGAAUGUCAUUGCCAAUCUGUCUUCUUGUGAUAGAAACGAUUCUGCCUCCAUGGUUCAAUGCCUCAGGAACAAAUCUGAGGACGAGAUCCUGGCCAUUAGCAAGCAUUUCAAGAUAAUCUUUGGUGUAGUUGAUGGGCAAUUCCUCCCCAAACAUCCUGAAGAGUUGCUGGCUGCAGGAGAAUUCAACCGUGUCCCUUUCAUCAUUGGUGUCACCAACCAGGAAUUUGAAUGGAUUAUUCCUGUGGUAUUGGACAUUCCUAGAUUUAUGGAUAAAGAAAGCAUCCAAUCAUCACUUCUAAGUCCAGUUUUGGGUAUUCCUCCUGAGCUUGGGCAUUUGAUGAUUGAAGAGUAUUUAAAAGAUACUGAGGACCCUGGAGAAUGUCAAGCUCAAUUCCAGGACAUGAUGGGGGAUAUGAUGUUUGUUAUUCCAGCCCUCAAAGUGGCCAAAUAUCAACAUGGUCUCAGCUCUCCAGUCUACUUUUAUGAAUUUCAGCAUCGACCAAGCCCACUUAAGGACCUCACUCCUGAUGUUGUGAAGGCUGAUCAUGGUGAUGAUCUGUAUUUUGUCUUUGGAGCACCUUUUUUAGGAGAGGGAACAGAAGAGGAAAAACUCCUGAGCCACAGGAUAAUGAGCUACUGGGCAAACUUUGCCCGUCAUGGGGACCCAAAUGGUGCAGAUCUUACUCACUGGCCAGUCUAUGACCAGAAGGAAGAGUACAUGCAGCUGAAUUUGGAGUUGUCUGUGGGAAAGAGCCUGAAGAGUGAUAAGUUUGAGUUCUGGACCAAGACUUUGCCUCAGAGGAUGAAGGAAUCACAGACUGAAAAAGGCCCGGGUGGAGUUGUGAUCUCUAAGCAUAACCUACUUCUACAAUUGUUCUGGAUCGAUAAAACCCAAUCUUUUGAUUUGUUAGUUCCUUGCUCUUAACUGAAGUAUAAUGCAGUUUUGAGGGAAA